Raphanus sativus (radish) is the source of this 808-nucleotide messenger RNA. Its product is annotated as actin-depolymerizing factor 12. Gene Ontology annotation, biological process: actin filament depolymerization. Lineage: Eukaryota; Viridiplantae; Streptophyta; Magnoliopsida; Brassicales; Brassicaceae. The transcript has 3 exons. Gene Ontology annotation, molecular function: actin filament binding. The record is from RefSeq and is a predicted model, not a curated record. The coding region runs from base 155 to 568 and encodes 137 amino acids. Gene Ontology annotation, cellular component: actin cytoskeleton; cytoplasm.
GAGUUAGUCUCAGAUUAGCCACUUCAAAUCAAAUUAAGAAUCUCUUCUUUCUCACAAAAAGAGGACAAAAAACAAAUCAAAACCAAAAAAAAACAAGAAGUCACAUUCUCUAAUAUCUUUGCUGUCUUAGGUUUGCCUCCAUCAACCAAACACAAUGGCGAACGCGGCGUCAGGAAUGGCGGUGGAAGACGAAUGUAAGCUGAAGUUUUUGGAGUUAAAAGCUAAAAGAAACUAUAGAUUCAUAAUAUUCAGGAUAGACGGACAACAAGUGGUGGUUGAAAAGCUUGGAAGUCCCGAGGAGAACUACGACGAUUUUUCCAAUUCCCUACCGCCCAACGAGUGCCGCUACGCUGUCUAUGACUUCGACUUCACCACUACUGAGAAUUGCCAGAAGAGCAAGAUCUUCUUCAUAGCAUGGUCACCGGAUUCAUCGAGAGUGAGGAUGAAGAUGGUGUAUGCAAGCUCAAAGGACAGGUUCAAGAGAGAACUGGAUGGAAUCCAGGUGGAGUUACAAGCCACGGACCCAAGCGAGAUGAGUUUCGACAUCAUCAAAAGUCGAGCUCUCUAGAUUCAUAUUGCCUAAUUUCUCAUCAUAUAUCCAUAAAUGAUCCAUCAUCAACAAAUUAAAGAACUUCUCCAUGUUAUGUAACUUUCUUGGUUCAUUCUCCUUCCUCUUUGACUUUUUUUGUUUAUUUACAUUUCAAACUGACAUGGGUUUCAUACUUUGGCUUGAGAAAAGCCUAAAACCAUGCAGUUCUCGUGUAGUAGCUGCAUACUCCGUUGGAAAAUAAAAUAUAUUACUUUUCCA